Molecule: messenger RNA, 954 nt
Organism: Budorcas taxicolor (takin)
Lineage: Eukaryota; Metazoa; Chordata; Mammalia; Artiodactyla; Bovidae
Gene: CD244
Product: CD244 molecule
Exons: 8
Coding region: 1-954 (317 amino acids)
Biological process (GO): natural killer cell activation involved in immune response
Cellular component (GO): external side of plasma membrane
Molecular function (GO): MHC class I protein binding
Source: RefSeq, a predicted model, not a curated record
AUGCCCUCAUACUCAAAUUCAAGUAAUAAUUUUAUGCUGUCUUGGAAGAAUGGUUCUGGUUGGACUGAAGAAAGGGGAACUUUGAAUCAGAUUUUAAAUCAUUUCAACCAAAGAUUCAAUGUUACAAGCAAGGACUUCACUCUUCUCAUCAAGGCAGCUCAGCCACAGGACAGUGGCCUCUACGUCCUGGAGGUCACCGAUCACUCUGGGAAAUUUUGGGAACACAAGUUCCAGGUUUCUAUAUUUGAUCGUGUUGAGAAGCCCCACCUGGUGGAGAAGUGGAAGGUCCUGGAUGGGGGCGUUUGUCAAGUGACUCUGUCCUGCUUAGUCACCAGAGGUGGUGAUGUGAGCUAUGCUUGGUAUAAAGGGAGUAAUCUGAUCCAGAUACCUGAGAACAUCACAGAACUGGUGGAGAACGUUGAUGUCAAUGGUUCGCACUUCUAUACCUGCAAUGUCAGCAAUCUAGUCAGUUGGGCAAACCACAGCCUCCAGCUAACGCAGGGCUGUCAGAGAGACCACCAAGGUUUCACCUUUCUGUUCAUUUUGGUGAGCAUCGUGAUUCUCCUUGUGGCACUGUUCCUGGGCACCCUCACCUGCUUCUGUGUCUGGAGGAGGAAGAGGAAACAGUCACGGACAAUCCCAGAAGUUCUGACAGUUUAUGAAGAUGUCAACACCAUGCGAACCAGGAGGAAUCAAGAGCAGAAACCCCCUGGAGAAGGGAAUACCAUCUACUCCACGAUCCAGUCCCAGGCUUCUGCUUCCACGUCACAAGAUAAUGCAAAUACACUGUAUUCAUUGGUACAGACUCCCUGCAAGACUGGAUCCAAGAAGACAAAACGAAGCCCGUCCUUCAGUAAAACUAUCUAUGAAGAGGUUGGAAAAAGAACUUCCAAAGCUGAGAACCCUGCUCGACUGAGUCGUAGGGAGCUGGAGAACUUCUGGAUAUAUUCCUAG